ACUGGGCAGCAUGAGAGGCGGUUUGCAGAUCACCCGGCUGGCAGUGUCCGUGUCGUACAGCGGUGGCGGCAGCGGGAGUAACAGCGCCCCUGGCGGCAGCGGUGGCGACGGACCCAUGGGUCGCCACCAGCACCACCACCAGCGGCCGAUUAGUGACUUCGUGGCUGCUCCGCCCAACAGGCCCGGGCCCAGGGCGCAUGCGGGCAAGGCGGCGAGGAAGGAAACCCCGUGUCACCUCCUUGACAGCGCGGGAGGCGGCAGGGGGGCGGAUGGGGGUGGAGGCGGCAGCGCAGGCAUGGCG
Molecule: messenger RNA, 301 nt
Organism: Astrephomene gubernaculifera
Lineage: Eukaryota; Viridiplantae; Chlorophyta; Chlorophyceae; Chlamydomonadales; Astrephomenaceae
Source: the annotation of a GenBank genome assembly